Messenger RNA from Phalaenopsis equestris, 1381 nucleotides. RefSeq names its product E3 ubiquitin-protein ligase PUB23-like. Gene Ontology annotation, biological process: protein ubiquitination. The record is from RefSeq and is a predicted model, not a curated record. The transcript has a single exon. Lineage: Eukaryota; Viridiplantae; Streptophyta; Magnoliopsida; Asparagales; Orchidaceae. Bases 60 to 1277 code for a protein of 405 amino acids. Gene Ontology annotation, molecular function: ubiquitin protein ligase activity.
UCUCCUUCGGCUUCUUUCCCUUUCAGCUGCAAGUAAAAUCCAAUAAGAGGAAGAAGAAGAUGAUGACUACGAAGCCAGAAUUGCCAUCCGUGUUCCGAUGUCCUAUUUCUUUAGAACUGAUGGAAAACCCAGUCACAAUCUCCACCGGCAUCACCUACGAUCGCCGCAGCAUCGAGAAAUGGCUUUUCACCUACAAAAAAUCCACCUGCCCCGCCACCAUGCAGCUCCUCUCCACCUUCGACCUCAUUCCCAACCACACUCUUAAAAACCUGAUCCUCUCAUGGUGUACCCAGCACCAACAUCUCUCCUCACUCCCUUCCCCUUCUUCGCCUUCCUCAUCCCAAGUCCACCAACUAACCUCCAUCUUCUCCACCAUGGAGUCGUCCCCUUUUAAAGUCAACUACCUCAAAAAACUUCGCUCCUUCACCAGUGAAAACCACCCUGUCUUCAUCUCCUCCGGCGGAAUGGAAGCUCUCAGUUGCAUAAUCACCGACUGUACUGACUCCUCCGAUUUCAACUCCUUCCGAGCUUGCGAGGAAGCGCUUGGAGUUCUCAACACCCUUCCUUUCGACUACGACGAUGAGUCAGUGGAGCUUUUUUCAAAACCAGAUAGUAUCAAUGCGAUACUACUAAUUCUUCAGCGUGGCAGCGCGGAGGCAAGGCUAAAUGCUAUAGCCCUCCUACAAAGGAUUUCGAAGCUGAAGUCUUCUCUAACUGACCAGCUCCAUCAGAACAACGACGCCUUCAAAUCUCUUCUCGAUCUCCUCUCCGAUGAUACUUCCUCUAGGCUGAGCUCAGCUUCCCUCGAUCUCCUCUUAAACGCCUUGGAAAAUUCCAAGUCAAAUCGUCUUAAAGCCAUCGAAGCAGGCGCUGUUCGCGUGUUAAUCGAGCUUCUCCCGGAUGCCGGAAGGCACAAAGGGCAGAGAACUCUGUUUCUUCUGAAAAGGUUGUGCGAGUGCGCGGAGGGGAGAUCGGCGUUUGCGGAUUACGGAUUCGGAGUCGCGGCCGUUUCGAGCAAAAUAACGGCGAGAGAGUUCGACGCGGAGACGAAGCUUGGUGUUAAAGUCUUGUGGUUAGUGUGUUGUUUUUUUCCGACGAAGAAAGUGGUUGAUGAUAUGAUGAUUUGCGGGGCGGUGAAGAAGCUGUUGGGAUUGAUUCAUGGGGAUGAUGGGCGGUCGACGACGAAGGAGAAGGCGUUGAAAAUGAUGAGGAUGCAUGGGGAUGUGUGGAGACAGUCGCCUUGCUUUCCAUGUGAGCUUAGGGCCUUGCAGUAUUAAUUGUUGGUUUUUGCCGAGGUUAAUUUAUGUUUGGAAAAUAUUAUGAUCGAUUAAGCUAGAUUGAUCGUUAUUGAGUGCAUGCGCUAUGUUAUUAAUUUUUACAU